Molecule: messenger RNA, 1714 nt
Organism: Contarinia nasturtii (swede midge)
Lineage: Eukaryota; Metazoa; Arthropoda; Insecta; Diptera; Cecidomyiidae
Product: sister chromatid cohesion protein PDS5 homolog B-like
Exons: 6
Coding region: 128-1714 (528 amino acids)
Biological process (GO): mitotic sister chromatid cohesion; DNA repair
Cellular component (GO): nucleus; chromatin
Source: RefSeq, a predicted model, not a curated record
CGCCAUUGAAACACAGAUUUUCUUAUUGAUCGUACGAAGCAAACCCUACGAGGAUUUAUUUGUUGUUUAAAAUUUGUUGGAAGACCAGAGAAAUAAUUUGAGUAAAAUCAGAAAAUAGUGAAUAGACAUGUCGGAAGUCGUGUAUCCGCAAGGGUGUAAGCCCCUCAGAGAAGAUUUGGGUCCAGAUGAGCUCAUACGGCGACUCAAAAGCUUGGCACAUACUCUACAAACAAUGAGUCAAGAUGAGAACAAAUAUCAGGCGUAUAUACCAUUGGCAUUGCAUUUAGUUGACGAUUAUUUUCUAACACACUCAUCGCGUGAUGUUCAGUUGUUGAUUGCAUGCUGUAUUGCUGAUGUGUUGCGUGUAUAUGCACCUGAAGCACCAUAUAAAGAAGCCGACCAAGUGAAACUGAUUUUCAUGUUUCUUAUUCGUCAACUGGAAGGUUUGAAAGAUCCCAAAGAUCCGGCAUUCAAGCGAUAUUUCUAUCUCUUGGAGAAUUUGGCUUAUGUUAAAUCAUUCAACAUGUGCUUCGAAUUGGAGGAAUCUCAAAACAUUUUCUGCAGCCUAUUCAGCCUUUUCUUUAGAAUUGUAAACGAUGAGCACAGUGGCAAAGUGAAAUCUUUCAUGUUGGACGUAUUAUGCCCGCUUAUCACCGAAUCAGAUAAUGUUUCAUCACAAUUGCUCGACAUCAUUCUUAUUAACAUAGUUGAGCCACAAAAGUCUUCAAAAAAGAACGCUUAUCAUCUAGCAAAAGAACUGAUCAUUAAAACAAAUGAGACUAUGGAACAGUAUAUUCAACAGUUCUUCAACCAAGCAUUGGUCAUGGAUAAGGUCAAUAAGACUUAUCAAAUUUCUUCAAGAAUCUACGAUUUAAUCUAUGAAUUAAAUGUCAUAUGUCCAAGUAUUUUACUGCAAGUAUUGCCACAACUUGAAUGCAAACUAAAAGCUGGAUCAGAAUCCGAGCGUUUGAAGGCCGUAGCAUUGUUGGCGCGUAUGUUUUCGGAAAAAAAUUCGACGCUUGCCAAACAAUAUAGUGCAUUGUGGCGGCAGUUUAUUCAACGUUUCUGUGACAUUGCCGUACCAAUUCGUGUGAAAUGUGUUCAAAGCAGCAUGCACUUUUUAUUAAAUCAUCCGGAAUUGCGUGAUGAAAUUAUCGAAGCGCUAAAAUUUCGUCAACAUGACGGUGAUGAGACCGUUCGUUAUGAAGUAGUAAUGGCAAUUGUUGAAACGGCCAAACGCGAUUUUCGCAUUGUAUCCGAAUCAGAGGAUCUAUUAGAGUUUGUGAAAGAGCGCACACUGGACAAAAAGUUUAAAAUUCGCAAAGAAGCAAUGAGCGGUUUGGCUUUGAUUUAUAAAAAAUAUUUGAGUGACGUUGAUGUGCCGGAAGCAACGAAAAAAGCUGUCAAUUGGAUAAAAGAUAAAAUUCUUCAUGGAUACUAUAUGACUGGGCUAGAAGAUCGAUUGUUGGUCGAACGUUUACUUAUCACAUGCCUAGUGCCGUACACAUUAAGAGCCGAAGAUCGUAUGAAAAAAUUGUACCAACUACUUGGAACCAUUGACGAUAAUGCUAUUAAGGCAUUCAUUGAAUUACAAAAGAACCAGUUGAAAGUUCGCAAAAGUGUUUCGGAUUGGGUCAAAUUACAUCGCGCUAAGGAGGUUACACCAAAAAUUCAAAAAGAAAUGAACAUCAUGUGUCAAGCAAUUUCAAAGUGA